Coniosporium apollinis CBS 100218 is the source of this 552-nucleotide messenger RNA. RefSeq lists its product as uncharacterized. The transcript has a single exon. The record is from RefSeq and is a predicted model, not a curated record. Bases 1 to 552 code for a protein of 183 amino acids. Lineage: Eukaryota; Fungi; Ascomycota; Dothideomycetes.
AUGCCGCCCAUGAGCCAGAAAGACCACCGAUACGUUACCCUGCGCGCUUGGUACGCCUCCCUAGGCCUCCGCCCAAAUCGACAUCCCGUAAAAAUGAUCCACUUCGUCUCCAGCACCCACGAUCCCCAGCACGAUAAUCCGCUGCUCCAGUACCUCGACAUCCCCGUGAUCCUGGAGAUGAAUCUCAAAUGUCUCGCGCCCUGCUCUCCGCACCUUGUCGCGCGCGGCUUGGACGGCCUUACCGCAGAGGUAUUCAACGACUUCGCCUCCAAUCCCGAAGCGAACGAGGCGUGGAUGGACGCGUGCCGACUCAUUGAAAGCCGACUCAUGGACCUGGAGGCUGGCGGAAGGCGGCCGGGUCACGUGGCUGUGGUUGUGAGGUCGAAGCUCGGUCUGCAUAGGAGCGUGGCGAUGGUGCGGUGGUUGACGGGUGUCUUCAAGGAGAAGUACACGGUUCGGGAAGUCCAUGAAGUGUUGGGGAGACAGUUCUGGCGGGGUUCCGGGUUCGACAAUGAAUUUUUGAAGGGGCAUGGGAGACGGUGGAGCACCUGA